Diversispora eburnea is the source of this 3183-nucleotide messenger RNA. Lineage: Eukaryota; Fungi; Glomeromycota; Glomeromycetes; Diversisporales; Diversisporaceae. The record is from the annotation of a GenBank genome assembly.
AUGGACCAUUAUCCUUCUCGACCAGUAGAUCGUGAAAAAGCUGAACACGAUCUUGCAUUAAACAUAAAAAAAGCCACAAGUCCUGACGAGACUGCUCCUAAACAAAAGCAUGUUCGAAAAUGUAUUGUAUAUACUUGGGAUUUCAGUACUUCCGAGUCAAUAUGGACAGGUUUAAAGGUUCAACCAAUUUUGGCCGAUGAAGUGCAGACUUUCAAGGCCUUGAUCACUGUGCAUAAAAUUAUUCGAGGUGGUCAUCCUGUUACUUUAAAAGAGGCACAAAAUCAAACCAUUUGGCUAGAUACGUGCGCUCGAACUAUUUCUGAAGAUGGCAUACGAGGAUAUGGUAUACUUAUUCGUGCCUAUGUUGAAUUUCUAAAGUCAAAAUUGGCAUAUCAUCGCAUUCAUCCUGAAUUUAAUGGAAAUUUUGAUUAUGAAGAUUAUGUUAGUUUAAAAAAUGUUGAUGAUCCUAAUGAAGGAUAUGAAACAAUUAACGAAUUAAUGGACCUACAAGAUAAAAUUGAUCAAUUUCAAAAAUUAAUAUUUGCACAAUUUCGAAAAUCUUCCAAUAAUGAAUGUCGAAUUGCUGCUCUGGUACCAUUAGUAGAAGAGAGUUAUGGAAUUUACAGAUUUUUGACUAAUAUGCUUCGAGCUUUACAUCGACGUAUAGAAUUUAUAGAUGCAUUGGCUCCUUUGGGAUCACGUUUUAAUGCUCAACAUUAUGCAUUAUUAAAGUUUUAUUUUGAAUGUUCAAAUUUGAGAUAUUUAACAAGUUUGAUUAGUGUGCCUAAAUUACCACAGGAUCCACCAAGUUUAAUUGAUGGUACUGCUCCACCAGCUAUACCUAAACGUCCACAAACAAGAUCACCCGCACCAUCCUCAUUAUCAGAACCAGAGCCCAUAGCAGAAUUUUGGAAAGAAAAUGAAGCUUUAAAACAACAAGAAGAAUUAGAAAAACAACGACUGUUAUAUGAAGAGAAUCAAAGGCGUCUUCAGCAACAACGGGAAAAUGAACUUCAAGCGCAACGAUUGAUGGAAGUUCAAAGGCAAAGGGAGAUGGAAGAGCAACAGCGAUUACAGCAGGAAAGAGAAAUAUUAGCUAGAGAACAAUUAAUGAGAGAACAAAUGCAGAGACAAGCAGAAGGAAGAGUCGCUGAAUUAGAGAGAGAAUUGUUAAGCAUGAGAAGUCAAGUUGAACGUGAUCAAAUGAUGCUAGAACAAUAUGAUAGGAAAGUUAAAGCCUUAGAAAGUGAGAUGAAUCAACUUAAUUUCAAUUCUCAACAACAAAUUAAAUCUAAAGAUGAAAUGAUAAAAAAUCUACAAGAUCAAAUUUUAAUGUGGAAGAAUAAAUACGAAGCACUUGCUAAAUUGUAUUCACAAUUGCGUCAAGGGCAUCUUGAUCUUAUCAAUAAAUUUAAAUCUGCUCAACUUAAAGCUAAUUCAGCACAAGAGGCCAUUGACAAAAUGGAGAGAAUGGAACGUGAUAUGCGAGCUAAAAAUCUUGAAUUAGCAGAUAUGAUAAGAGAGAGAGAUCGAUCGAGAUACGAGCUGGAUCGAUUGAAGAGUAGUCAACGUGAAGAUUUUGAAAGAGCUAAACGCGAUCUAGCGGAAGCAAAUGCUUGUGUUGAAGAUCUCGUAAAGUCAAAAAAUAGUGAACUUGGAUCAUUAAGGUCCAAAUUCGAAAAAGAGAAAAGAGAGAUGGAAGAUACGAUAAGAUCAAAACAAUCAUUUGUGGAUGAUUUAUUGAGACAAAUAGAGGAGAAAAAACAAGAUAUUGAACGUAUAACACAGGAAAAAGAAGAAGAAAUUUUAAUUAUGCAAUCUGCGAUGGAUCAAAGUAUGAUGCUUGUAGCAGAAAUGCAAAAGUCUUCGAGUGAAUCUGAAAAAUAUCAAGUUAGAAUAGAUCAUUUAAUGCUAGAUCAUCUCAAAGAUCUAAAUGAUAUUCUUGACAGUAUAUUCCAAACAUGUAUUCAAAAAAUCGACGAUAGUUUGUAUGAACUGGAAUCAACAAUGCAGACUGGCAAUCAAAACUCUACCCCAGAAUAUACCCUGUCGAUGAUUGAAAAGGCAAUGGCAGAAACUUCCGAAUUUACUUACACUUUUCAGAAUUUCUUAAGAAGUGAUCGCAUUAGAAAUCAUACCGAUGUGAUUAAGGCUGCUACAAAUUUUGCACAAUCUAUUUCGGAAGUUCUAAUAAAUUCAAAAGGAAUUACUCGUCUUUUUGACGAUGAUGAUGAAAAGGUAGAGGAAAUUGUUGGCUCUGCAAAAAUGACAGCCAAUAUGGCACAAAAAUUUCUUUUGAACGUACAAUCAUUUAAACUUGAUAAUUUGUCUGCAUCACAAAGAACCGAAAUGGUUACACAAAAUGACAUUGAUGUUCAGAAUGCUCUGCAAAAAAUCUCUCGAACCACUGAAGGAAUGUUAAAGCAUGACUUGAAUGUUACGAAAAAAGCUGAUGGAGAAAUCAGCGAUCUCGUUGAACAAGAAAUGUUGAAUGCUGCUCGAGUAAUUGAAAAUGCCACCGCAAGAAUUCAAGCAUUGAUGUUGAGACCCCGUGAUUCUGGUCUUUCAGCUACAGAAUUAAACGUUCAUGAUGCAAUUUUAGAAUCAGCACUUGCAAUUACCAAUGCUAUUGCAAAUUUGAUAAAAUGUGCAACUGCUUCACAACAAGAAAUUGUUGCUCAAGGUCGUGGAAAGAAUAGUCAUGCAGCAUUCUAUAAAAAACACAAUAGAUGGACGGAAGGGCUUAUUUCAGCAGCAAAAGCUAUUGCGGUUGCUACUAAUUUACUCAUAGAAACAGCCGAUGGUGUCAUAAACGGUAACCGUUCUCUUGAACAGCUUAUAGUAGCUUCAAAUGAAGUAGCCGCUGCAACGGCACAGCUCGUAGCAGCUUCAAGAGUUAAAGCAGAUUUCAUGUCAAAAACACAAGAUCGUCUGGAGACAGCUGCAAAGGCAGUUACAGAAGCUUGUAAAGCAUUAGUUAAAGCGGUGAAAGCCAUUGCAGCUAAACGACUUGAGCAAAAGGAGGCAUCAAUAAAUUAUGCCGAAUUGGCACCUCACGAUUUUAAAGUCAAAGAAAUGGAGCAACAAGUUGAAAUAUUAAAACUAGAAAAUGAAUUGGUUAAUGCUAGAAGGAAGUUAGCAGAAAUGAGAAAAAGAUAUGUUUCACUUCACUUUACACAUUGA